GAAAAAUGUCACUACAUCCAACAAAAACAAGAGUAAAGAUAUAGAGAGAAGGAGAAGGACUACAUCUGCGCUCCUCCGCCGACGCCUUUUUGUUUUGCCGGCGGGCAGCCAUCCGAAAUGAAGAAGCUUAGAUGGACAAUGGACGGCAGCGAAUUUUGGGAGCUUGACGUUUCCACGCCUGUUACCUUUAAUGGGGUCGCAAGGCCAACCCCUUUCCCAGGUGAACAAUUGCCUCUAGGGUUAUCUAGAGGAACCAGACUCUCUAGACCGAAGCAAGUUGAUUUCUUCCAGCGCUUCAUGGCCAUGCCUUUCGUCCCAUCCUACACUCCCAAUCUAGGUGGACUUUCUCUUCAGCGAGCUCUCACUCUCCCUUCCACCUCUGAUUUCUGGUUCGCAGCUUUGGUUGGACAAUUCAAAUUUCACAACUUCAUAUCUGCAUUCAAACAAAAUAGAUUAGUGCAAACAUCAGAGACUUCCUGGUUUCAAAACACAAUAAGAUGUCUUGGUGAAAAAUCUCUGUAUGCCCUCAAUUUCUUCUCAGAGUUUUCAAUAACUCCUGAGGAUACUCUUCUUGUUAGCAUAGAAGGGGAUGUCGAUAAGCAGAUCAGUCGAAAGAAAGUAUUGCUUCAUCACAAGUUUCCACAUCAUGAUUUGACAGUGGAGGCAGCUGGUCCUGAACUUCAUGUUGAUCAUCUUGGCAGGUAUUGGGAUGUACCAUUAUCGAUGGCAUUUGAUCUUGCCUCGGUUGAUAAUGAAGAUGGUUUAAGCUACCAUCUUUGUGUUAGUAAUAACAUGGGACAAGUGAAGCCACAUAUUGAUGGUCAAGAGGCUAGUGGAGUUCCCACCUGUCUACUUCCUGGUUUAACCGUCAAAAGUGCUUUCUCCUUUAAGAGGAACAUUGAUAUUUGGAGAAGCAAAGCUCGGAAAUUGAAGAUGGUGCAACCUUUCGAUAUCUUCUUGUCAAAUCCUCAUAUCUCAGCAUCGGGAAUGGUUGGUGCCAUUUCCACAGCUUGUAUUGGAAAGAAUUUGGUUGUAUCACAAGUACAAGAAGACAAUCCAUUUCAUCUGCGGUACCAUGGUCAAGGAGUAAGCAGUUCUAUUGUUGCUGACACAUUUGCAACAUUGUCAUAUGACAUGCAAUUUGGGAACUUUCAGAAGUUAUUUAUGGAUCUUACUCGAGUGAAUGCUCGCUUUGAUUUUCCUUCUGGAAUGAAAUUCAUUUCUGGGUCAGCUUCCCUCGCUCGAGAUCUUUAUUAUAAUGGACUGAAAUCACAAUCUAAUAUAGAAGCCGUUCAUAUGGUUUUGCCCAAGACUACUGUAUCUCUUCAACAACAGAUUGUCGGACCAUUCAGUUUCAGAGUUGAUUCGGGAGUGACGUUAGAUUUGGAGAAUAAAAAUAGGUAUGCUCGAUUUAAGGAUCCUGUGUUUGCAAUUGAGUAUGCAUUGCAAGUAUUGGGAUCGGCUAAAGCAAUGGCUUGGUAUUCACCGAAGCAAAAAGAGUUCAUGAUAGAACUCCGAUUCUAUGAGACAUAGCCCGGGCACCUUCUUUCUUGCCCCCCACACCCCUCGAUUUUAAGAUAAUUCGACGCUUGGUUGCGUUGAAAAUGUGUAUUUUUUUAAAAAGGGGUAAAACCAUAAUCCUAGUGUAUUGCAGUACUAUUUUGGUUUACCAAUUAUCUGAAAGAACAUUAACUUUUUUUUU
Molecule: messenger RNA, 1702 nt
Organism: Impatiens glandulifera
Lineage: Eukaryota; Viridiplantae; Streptophyta; Magnoliopsida; Ericales; Balsaminaceae
Product: protein TRIGALACTOSYLDIACYLGLYCEROL 4, chloroplastic
Exons: 5
Coding region: 118-1533 (471 amino acids)
Biological process (GO): acylglycerol transport; ER to chloroplast lipid transport
Cellular component (GO): chloroplast envelope
Molecular function (GO): phosphatidic acid binding
Source: RefSeq, a predicted model, not a curated record